This is a messenger RNA of Cucumis melo (muskmelon), 2598 nucleotides long. Its product is annotated as heterogeneous nuclear ribonucleoprotein 1. The record is from RefSeq and is a predicted model, not a curated record. The transcript is spliced from 4 exons. Bases 624 to 2066 code for a protein of 480 amino acids. NCBI's taxonomy places the organism in Eukaryota, Viridiplantae, Streptophyta, Magnoliopsida, Cucurbitales, Cucurbitaceae. Gene Ontology annotation, molecular function: RNA binding.
CUUUCUCUUUCUCUUUCUCUUUCUCUCUCUCACCUUCAACGUUUCAUCUAAGAAAUUCCAUUUCUUUUGAUUUAUUUAAGGGAAGUGGUAAUUCCAAAGAAAAGAUAGAAAAAAAGAAAAAAGAAAUAAAGAAAAGAGAGAGAGAAGAAGAAGGGGAUGGGCACAUCCUCUGUUUUUCUUACUACCUAUUAUUCCUCUUCUUCUUCCUUCUCCUCCUCCUUCUCCUCCUUUUCUUAGAUCUUAGUUUUCAAUCGCUCAUUCCCCUUUUCGUUAAUGGACCUUCUUUCAUCAUUUCGUUGAUUACAGAGCAUCGGAUGUUUCAAGAUUCAAUCUGGGUUUUCUUUAUUUUUGUUGUUUGAAGCGAUUCCCAGUUGGGUUUUGUCUCAAUUUUCAGUUAAGAAUCGACCCCUUUUUGUUACUUGCGUAGCUGAAUGAAUCCCACAUUUUCCUUUAAACUAGAUUGGAUUGUUUUUGUAUUUCGGAUUUAAAAAAAAAAAUUGGGAUCGGGUUAUAUGGUCUGAAAUUGAAUGAUUUUGUUUUUUAAUUGGGCAUUUAAAUCGAAAUUCAUUGGAUGAUUGAUUGAUUGUUUGGUAAUAGAAAACAAAACAAAGAAAGAAAAAAAGAUGGAAUCAGAUCUUGGUAAGCUCUUCAUUGGUGGAAUUUCGUGGGAUACUGAUGAAGAGCGUCUUAGGGAAUAUUUUGGCCAGUAUGGCGAAGUGGUCGAGGCUGUGAUCAUGAGGGAUCGCACCACUGGUCGUGCUCGUGGCUUUGGUUUUGUUGUCUUUGCAGAUCCUGGUGUAGCCGAGCGAGUCAUUUUGGACAAACACGUUAUCGAUGGUCGAACUGUUGAAGCUAAAAAGGCUGUCCCAAAGGAUGAUCAAAACAUGUUGAAUAGAAAUAGUGGUAGCAUUCAUGGUUCUCCUGGCUCUGGACGAACGAAAAAGAUCUUCGUUGGAGGUUUAGCUUCGACGGUCACCGAGGCUGACUUUCAGAAGUACUUUGAUCAGUUCGGAACAAUCACUGAUGUUGUUGUUAUGUAUGAUCACAGCACCCAAAGGCCAAGGGGUUUUGGCUUCAUUACAUAUGACUCGGAGGAAUGCGUCGACCGUGUGCUGCAUAAAACUUUUCAUGAACUCAAUGGAAAGAUGGUUGAGGUUAAGAGAGCAAUCCCAAAAGAGCUAACCCCAGGGCCCAACCGGAGCCCUCUUGUAGGAUAUAACUAUGGUAUGAGUAGGCCUAGUGGUUUUCUUAACAGCUAUACACAAGGCUAUAAUAUGAGUCCUUUGGGAGGUUAUGGAGUUCGGCCAGAUGGUAGGUUGAGUCCAAUAAUUAGCAGUCGAACUGGGGUUCCUCAUUUUGGUACUGCUAAUUAUGGGGUGGGUGUGAAUUUGGAGCAAGGAAUGAGGCAAGGCUAUGGCAGGACUUUGAACGUUAUGAAUAGUCAAGCGCAAGAACAAAUGUUGAAUUCCUAUUAUAAUGGCAAUUCAAAUAGGUACAUUGCCCCAAUUGGCUAUAGUGGGGGCAAUGGAAGAGGCGAUUCUCCCUUAAGCUCGAGUACGUGGAAUGUCUGGGGAAAUGGAAGUAUGAGCAAUGCCAUGAGCUCCUCUGGCCCCGGCACUUUCUCUGGCUCUGGAACAGGGAACUUUAGAGUGGCAUAUGGAAAUAAUGAUGAUAAUUGGAAUUCGCCUGCUGUUGCUAAUCAUGUUGGGGCAAACGUUCCUGGCUAUACUUUUGGAAACAAUAAUGGCUAUGCAAUUGGAGACAAUAAUGGCUUUGGGUUUAGAGGAGGCUAUGGAAGAAAUGGAGUAGUAUCAAAUGUGGCAGCACGAAAAGCAUUUGUUGAAACGAACAAUGGUUACGAGAGGUCAUAUAGAGACUUGUAUCGUGAUGAAGUGGUGCAUGAUGAUUCGACUUGGCAGUCUACCGCUCCUGAACUGGAUGGUUCCGUGUCUUUUGGUUAUGGUCUUGGUAAUCUUGCUUCAGAUGAUCCAGCCAAAAGUUCUGAGAGUUUUCUUGCAAGUUAUGAUGUUUCAAGCAGACAAUCAACUAGAGGAAUUGCUGCUUAGAAAGAUCGUUUGUUGUUUGGAUUUUCCAACAUGAUUGGAGGAGUUUGAAUAUAAUGCAAUGAAUCAAACAUACCAAGAAGAAGAAGGGAUUUGGAUUCGUGAUUUUUAUACCGCUCGUUGAAGUUGAUGAGCUAAAAAGAAAAAUGGAACACUGAUCUCAUAACUUUUGACUUGGUUCCUCGAUCAAAAGGCGAUACAUAUCAUAUAUAUAUAGAUUUUGAAAGAAGAAAGGUGACAACCGAAACCGAGCAUUGUAAUUUUUUUUUUCCUUUUUCAUUUGCACUUUCUUUUCUUUUUUGUUUUUUUCGUUAACGAAGACAUAGGCUUGUUUCUUGGGAAUUUGAUUGAGAUGUAAAACCAGAUUGGCAGCAGAUCAUAGAGAUACUCCAGAAGAAGAGUGAUAUUUUCAAUUAUUUUUAUCAUGCAUCCCAUAUCCAAAGUGAGGCAUGGAAGUAGUAAUAUCAUUUAAAUGAGGAAAAGAAACCGAUGAUUUAUAUUUUUUUCUAAUACCAUAUAUCCUUUCAUUUCUUUA